Molecule: messenger RNA, 2176 nt
Organism: Sitodiplosis mosellana (orange wheat blossom midge)
Lineage: Eukaryota; Metazoa; Arthropoda; Insecta; Diptera; Cecidomyiidae
Product: prolyl 4-hydroxylase subunit alpha-2-like
Exons: 8
Coding region: 270-1931 (553 amino acids)
Biological process (GO): peptidyl-proline hydroxylation to 4-hydroxy-L-proline
Cellular component (GO): endoplasmic reticulum
Molecular function (GO): L-ascorbic acid binding; iron ion binding; protein binding
Source: RefSeq, a predicted model, not a curated record
UAAAUGUUAACUUUUGGUGUUCGGCUCGAUUAAGUUAGUUUAGUUAAUAUCUCGUGUGAGUGUUUCUUCUCUUUGAACUUCCUUGUUUUUCAGUUUUUAUUUGCUGUUGUUGUUUAUGUUUAAAAUAAAAUUUUAUUGCCAUCGAUAAGCGCAUUUAUUUCCACAAAUAUUUGAUAGAAAACAACCGGCAAUUUUGUUGUUUUUCCUUUGUCUGCCCGUCUGUUUUGUGUAAAUAAUUUGAUCGCGUGUAAAUUUUAAUACAAAGAAAAAUGACGUUCAACAAUGUAAGCAACCGACGAAUUCAAAUCGUAUUCAUUGCGUGCAUCAUUUCAAUUGGAUCGAUUCGAUUUUGUGCGGCUGAACUGUUUACCGCCAUCACUGAAUUGGAAGAUCUAUUGGAUACUGAAGCGGUACUGAUAAACAAUUUGGAGGCAUAUGUGGAGGCUCAAGAAAAGAAAUUAAAUUUCUUAAGAAGGCGAAUCAGCGAAUAUCAGAGGGAACAUGAUGAAGCAUCCAGGGACAUAGGUAAAUACAUAUCGAAUCCAGUCAAUGCAUACCUCCUAACAAAACGUUUGACCAGCGAUUGGAGCAUCGUCGAACAGGUGAUGUCGCACGAUCUUGCUAAUGAAUACUUGGAAAAUGUAACGUUACACCGAAAUCUAUUGAAAUUCCCGUCUGAUGAAGAUCUAAACGGUGCAGCGGUUGCACUGACACGUCUUCAGGAUACAUAUAAAUUGGACACGGCAGAAAUUGCACGCGGUGAAAUCAAUGGCAUCAAAUACAGUUCGCAAAUGUCGUCGCACGAUUGCUUCGAAAUGGGACGGCAAUCGUAUUUGAAUAGCGAUUAUUACCAUACAUUAUUGUGGAUGAACGAGGCAAUGGCUAGAUUGAAUAACAAUACCAACGACCCAGCGAUCGUUCCAAAGUCUGACAUUUUGGAAUAUUUAGCGUUUUCCGUGUUCAAACAAGGCGACAUUCCUACGGCUUUGGAAAUGACAAACGAAUUGCUGAAUUUGGUGCCCAACCAUGAACGAGCCUCUGGAAAUAAGAUAUUUUACGAAAAAGAAUUGGCCAAAGAAACGGAAGCAAAAGCCGACAAGAUGCUACGCGGUGAUGAUGGCUCACCCGACCUGGAUUAUGACCAAGCAAAUACUGUACAAACUGCGAUUUAUACGUCGGAAGAGCGUAAAAAUUACGAGAAAUUGUGUCGCGGUGAAAUAAAGCCGGACGCCAAAUUUCUAUCCAAAUUAAAAUGUCGAUAUGUAACAAAUAAAUCACCAUUUUUGAAAAUUGCACCACUAAAAUUAGAAGAGGCUAGUCUAACACCAUACAUUGUAGUUUAUCAUGAUGUGAUAUACGACCGUGAAAUUGAACUGAUUAAACAAAUGGCAAAACCACGGUUCCGCCGAGCCACUGUUCAAAACCACAAAACCGGUGAACUGGAAGUGGCUACGUACCGAAUAAGCAAAUCGGCUUGGCUUAAAGAUAUUGACGAUGACGUUGUACGAACGAUUGGAUUGCGUGUUGAAGAUAUGACCGGUUUGACGGUGACCACAGCCGAAGAUCUACAAGUGGUUAAUUAUGGUAUUGGCGGUCAUUAUGAGCCACAUUUCGAUUUUGCACGUGCAGAAGAGGUAAAUGCAUUCGCUUCACUCGGAACUGGCAACCGCAUUGCUACCGUCCUUUUCUAUAUGAGCGAUGUAUCACAAGGUGGUGCCACAGUAUUUACACAAAUUAAUAUAGCGUUGUGGCCACGGAAAGGUUCGGCAGCGUUUUGGCUUAAUUUGUACCCAUCCGGAGAUGGUAAUUAUUUGACACGGCAUGCGGCUUGCCCCGUGCUAACCGGCUCAAAAUGGGUUUGCAAUAAAUGGUUGCAUGUUGUUGGUCAGGAAUUCCUCCGGCCAUGUGGACUCGAUAAAGAUGAACAAUAGCAUCGAUCCAAAUCAAUCAAUUCUUCGAAAUCAUUCUCAACCAUUGCGCUGAAAAAAAGAAUGCAUUUUUCCGUCGUUGCUCAACAACAACCAUAAAUUGUCCAUAAUGUUAAUAACACCGAAAAUGAAUUUACAUUUGUCUGUUUGAUGAUUUUUUUUUUCUCUCCUCUUUAGCUCUUUAAAAUGUUUUGCAUAGAAUAAUUUCCAUAAAAAAAAAUCGAAAUAAAAAGAAAAUAAACAUGGAA